This is a messenger RNA of Nestor notabilis (Kea), 1191 nucleotides long. Its product is annotated as scavenger receptor cysteine-rich domain-containing group B protein-like. Lineage: Eukaryota; Metazoa; Chordata; Aves; Psittaciformes; Psittacidae. The record is from RefSeq and is a predicted model, not a curated record. Gene Ontology annotation, cellular component: membrane.
GCUCGGUUGCGUCCAGCUUCGUCCCGGUCCGGCUGGUGAACGGCUCUGGCGGCUGCGCCGGGAGGGUCGAGGUGUUCCACAACGGGAAGUGGGGGACGGUGUGUGAUGACAGCUGGGACUUCCUGGACGCCAAGGUGCUGUGCCGGCAGCUGGGCUGCGGCACCGUGGUGCUGGCCCCGCACCGCGCUCACUACGGGCAGGGAGAGGGGCCCAUCUGGCUGGACAAUGUGCGCUGCACAGGGACGGAGGCUGCCCUCUCCGAAUGCAAGGCCAAGGGCUGGGGCAUCCAUGGGUGUGAGCAUGGAGAGGACGCCAGCGUGAUCUGCUCAGGAUCAGGCAUUUCCGACCUCGGGAGCCUCCGCCUGGUGAACAGCUCAGACCCGUGCUCCGGGAGAGUCGAAGUGUUCCACGACCAGCACUGGGGUGGGAUCUGUUCCGACGGCUGGGACCUGGCCGAGGCCCAUGUGGUGUGUCAGCAGCUGGGGUGCGGGACGGCGCACGCGGCGGUGGGGUCCCCCCGCUUCGGAACAGGAGAUGGCCUCAUCUGGGUGGACGCUGUGGAGUGCACCGGGACGGAAGGGGCCCUCUUGGAAUGCAAGGUGAAGCUGUGGGGCGCCGAGAGCUGCAGGUCGAGGGGACACGCCGGCGUCGUGUGCUCUGCGGCUGCAGACAUGGACCCGAGAAGCUCGGAAGCCCUGCGGCUGGUGAAGGGCCCGCACCGCUGCGCCGGGAGGGUGGAGGUGUUCCACAGCCAGCAGUGGGGAACCGUCUGCGACGAUGGCUGGGACGUCGUGUGCCGGCAGCUCGGCUGUGGGGCAGCCUUGUCUGCUCCGGGGCAAUCUGGGUUUGGAGAAGGAUCUGGCCCCAUCUGGUUGGAUGGGGUGAGCUGCCUGGGGACAGAAGCCACCCUCGCCGAAUGCCCGGCCAAGCCUUGGGGACAACAUGCAUGUAACCACGUGGAGGACGCCAGCGUUGUGUGUGCAGGCUCGGGCAUUGCCAGCAGCCCCCGGCUCCGCCUGGUGGGUGGUUUGAGCGAGUGCUCCGGGAGGGUCGAGGUGUUCUACGCCAACAAGUGGGGCACGAUCUGCGAUGACAACUGGGACGUGCAGGACGCGGCCGUGGUGUGCCGGGCCCUGGGCUGCGGUGCUGCCGUGCUGGCCCCCGGCUCCGCUCGCUUCGGAUGGGGAGCGG